AUGACUCUGGUGCUGUCCAUGCAUAGAUUCUGCGAUCCCAUUGUCUCGGGGGGAGCUGCCGAGAUCGCAGAGUACCAGACCCUGUGGGAGUCGCACUGUGGCAGCAAGACUAGCCCCUCGGAUCCCAGCCAGGCUCAGCAGCAGGGAGACAGGGCACCAUGUCAUUCUCUGGCAGGAUCACAUUACAGGGGAAUUUCAAAUCCUAUAACAACAUCCAAGAUCACAUACUUUAAAAGGAAAUAUGUGGAAGAAGAGGAUUUUCAUCCACCACUCAGCAGCUGUACGCGUAAAACAGUUUCUGUUUUUGAGGAGCGGGCACACAUUCUUUACAUGUCUUUGGAAAAACUGAAAUUUAUUGAUGAUCCUGAAGUCUACCUACGGAGAUCCGUCCUCAUAAACAAUUUAAUGAAGAGAAUCCAUGGAGAAAUUGUCAUGCAAAACAACUGGUGCUUCUCUGCUUGCUCUUUUGGUGGUCCCUCAUCACAAGAGUGGUUUAUGGCUCAAGACUGUCCUUAUAGAAAACGUCUUCGGAUGGCAAAAGAGGAGUGUGAAAAGUUCCAUACUUGCUGCUUUUAUCAAGAAUGUGGCAGUCACUAUUUAAAUUUACCUUUCUCUGUUAAUACUAAUGGGGAGAAUUCUUCUUCCUCUUCUUCCUCCUCCUCCUCUUCCUCCUCCUCCCCUAUAUCUUUGCCAAGUUGUUCCCACCAGGUGGAUUAUGGCAUCGGCAGUGCCCCUGUUUACAGGCGUGAUGACCAGAUUCUUGCUAACGAAAUAUUCAUUACUAAUGCCAAGUCUCAUGGUAAUCAGGAAAAGGCAAAAUUAAAUGAUGAGAAAGGAGAUAACGAAACUGAUCGAGAUGGUAUCACUCUAAACUGUGAACCUAUGAAAGGCGACCUUGCUCUUGAAUGUAAAGGCAAAUUUUAUGAUUAUUUUGAGACUGGAUGUAAUGACAAGAGCAACAUAAAUGAAUCUUGGAAAAAGUCCUUAAGGAAAAAGGAAUCUUUACCAAGUAAUAAAAUGUGCUGCAGCAAAGGAAGUAAAAUAUGA
Molecule: messenger RNA, 1047 nt
Organism: Emys orbicularis (European pond turtle)
Lineage: Eukaryota; Metazoa; Chordata; Testudines; Emydidae
Gene: SERTAD4
Product: SERTA domain containing 4
Exons: 3
Coding region: 1-1047 (348 amino acids)
Cellular component (GO): nucleus
Source: RefSeq, a predicted model, not a curated record